This is a messenger RNA of Drosophila novamexicana, 2066 nucleotides long. RefSeq names its product tubulin-specific chaperone E (gene Tbce). Gene Ontology annotation, molecular function: protein binding. Bases 225 to 1796 code for a protein of 523 amino acids. The record is from RefSeq and is a predicted model, not a curated record. The transcript is spliced from 5 exons. Lineage: Eukaryota; Metazoa; Arthropoda; Insecta; Diptera; Drosophilidae.
UUUACUGUGAGUCAAUCACUCCAAUAAUAAAGAAUUUUCCAUUUCGUUGCAAAAUUGAAGCUGAAAUUAAAUUGCAUAUAUAUUUUAAGAAUGUUUAUGUGAAUUGCGUACAACAAACGCUGUCAACAGUGUAAAACAAGAUACAAUUACCAAAAGUACAAAGCGUGUUUGUUUAAAUAUAUUCACAAAGUAGUAGGCGCUGUAAAACAACAAAAACAACAACAAUGGUUGGAAUUAUUGAUGAUGCGCAGCUGUUUUAUCCGCUAGGCACACGCAUCAAAAUAGCCAACAAUUAUGGCACCGUCAAAUACGUGGGCGAGGUCAGUGGCCACAUGGGCACAUGGCUGGGCAUUGAGUGGGACGACGGGAUGCGGGGCAAGCACAAUGGCAUGGUCGAUGGCAAGCGUUAUUUCCAAACCCAAAUGCCAACAGCUGGCAGUUUUAUACGCCCCGGCAAACUGGGACCCUGUGCCACGCUGGAGGAUGAGGCACGGGAGCGAUAUCUGAAUUACGAUUCAAAAAAUGUGGACACAUCGUUGAUACGCGAGGCACAGGCCUCAAUGCAAGCAUCGCUCUUCGAAGUUGUGGGCAUGGACAAGAUUGCGCGCAAGCAAAGCAAAUUUGAACAGCUGACGGAGAUGAGCGUGGAUGAGACUCCAGUGAAUGCAGCCGGCUACCUGAAGGAUCUGACGCAGCUGACGACGUUGAAUGUGAGCCACACGCUCAUUUGGAAUUGGGAGAUUGUGGCCAGCAUAACGCAGCAGCUGCCCAUGCUCAGCAGCUUGAACUUGGGAUCCAAUCGGCUGGUGUUGCCCACAGAGACAAAAAUCAGUGAGCUGGUCCCAGCAUUUCGUCACUUGAAACACAUUAAUUUGGGCAAUUGCGGUUUUACGGAUUGGCAGGAUGUGAUGCAAACGGCGCUGCUAUGGCCGGACAUUGAAUCGCUUGGCUUGCAAGAGAAUGCACUGAGUCAACUGGACGUGGUCGACUGCAAUCGCAUUUUCAGGCAGUUGCGUGAACUGGAUCUGCAUCGCACCAAACUGAUGGACUUUGAUCAAGUGUGUAAACUGGGCAAUAUUCGUACCUUGCGUGUGCUCAAUCUUAUGGAGAACGGUAUUGAGCAGCUGCAGCUGCCAGACUGUGAGCCGCAGGCCAAGCUAAAUAUGUUUGUAUCUCUGGAGCAGCUUAGCUUAAUGCAAAAUCCCAUAUGGAAUGAGACUGAGGCAUUCAACGAGCUGGACAAAUUGCCACAAUUGAAGCGCCUAAACAAGACGCCGCAUUUGAAGUCAAGCUUCGAUGAAAUGUUUUCCAAGGCAGUGGCCAGCAUAGCCGGCAUACAGUUUAUCAACAAGGCAAAGGUAACAGCGGAGGAGCGCCGUGGAGCCGAAUAUGAUAUAUGGAAAAAGUAUGCAUUAGACUGGCUGCAGGCAACCAAAAUGGGCGCCGAUGCACUGCGCGAUUUCUACAAGAAACAUCGUACCUAUUUGCUGAUUGUUAAUAAAUAUGGAUCGCCAGCUGAUUUUGUGCCGCGCAUUCAGGCCAAACAAUCGAAUCUCAUUAAAGUGCGUAUACAGCACCGGCUGACAGGUGAAGUUUGGGAAAAGAAGGUGCCCCGCAUGAUAACUGUGCAAACAUUACAAGGACUGGUCAUGAAGCGUUUUCAUAUAGCCGGAGAUACGCCGCAUCUGUGCUAUAUAGAUGCCAAACAUCCGGAGCUUGUCGUGCAAUUGGAAAAUAAUGCUAAAACAUUGGAUUUCUAUUCAGUGCAGGAGCACGAUACAGUGUUGGUUGAAUAGUGCGGCACUACGGAAUGCAAUUUUUUUCGUACCUCCCUUUACUCCAGUAACCCCUAAUUUGGUAUUUAAUUGUGGUAUUUUAGCUCUAAAGCAAGCACAAAACAAAUUCAAAAGACGUGCAUGUUGAAUUAUAUUAUAUUAACUGUGACAGCCUUUGUAACCUAUGCAAUGCAAAAUUAAUAAUGUUAAUGUUAGGUACUUAAGUUCAAAUUCCGCUUUCCGAUUAUAUUUAUAUUAAUUUUUGUUUUGUUUUUGCAAAGUAAAAAGGAA